CAGAUAUCUCUUCAUUAGCCAGAUCAGACAUAUGUAAAGAGAGACAUCAGUAAAUCUGGAUCAUCAGGUUGUGCUUAAAGAAGACUAUAGGGGAAGAACAUAAUUUCUUCUUGCUGCAAAAGUUGCAGUAGAAAAUCUGUGAAGACUUGAAAGGGCCAAUGAGUAUUCUCAUCAUUGAGGCAUUCUAUGGAGGGUCCCAUAAACAGCUGGUGGAUCUGCUUCAAGAAGAGUUAGAAUACUGUGUUCUUUAUACCCUUCCUGCAAAGAAAUGGCACUGGAGAGCACGGACGUCGGCUUUGUACUUCUCUCAGAAUAUUCCCGCCAGUGAGCAUUACAGGAUUCUCUUCGCAAGCUCAGUGCUUAACCUGACUGAACUGGCUGCCCUUCGGCCUGACCUUGGGAAAUUGAAAAAGAUUCUGUACUUCCAUGAGAACCAAUUGGUAUAUCCUGUCAAGAAAUGUCAGGAGAGGGAUUUCCAAUAUGGAUACAACCAAAUUCUCUCAUGCCUGGUGGCUGAUGUGGUGGUAUUCAACUCGGUUUUUAAUAUGGAGUCAUUUCUUACUUCUAUUGGAAAAUUCAUGAAGCUGAUUCCUGAUCACAGACCCAAAGAUCUGGAAAGCAUCAUCAGACCCAAAUGCCAAGUUAUUUACUUUCCCAUCAGGUUUCCUGAUGUGAGCAGAUUCAUGCCCAAGCACAAAGCAGUGCAUUUACAGAAGAUACUCAGCCUUAAAGGAAAUGGCGGUGUUGCUCCAUCCAUGGCCCUUCCUUUCCAACAGGAGCAGAGAGGUUCUGAGAAUUUAUUGAAGAAUUUUGAUUCAGAGUCUGGAUCCUGUGAUGCUGCACAACAAGAAAACCUGGGUGGCUCAGUAAGGCAGGAGUCAUACUUGAAAACAUUCAGCUCAUCAGAUAAUUCAAGCACUCAUCAUGGGGAACAUAAACAAACUCCGUGUAACAUUUUGGCUGGAGCUGAUGAUCAACAAAGACCAUUGCAUAUUGUCUGGCCUCACAGGUGGGAGCAUGAUAAAGAUCCAGAGAGUUUUUUUAAGGUAUUGAUGCAUCUUAAGGACUUACGACUCAAUUUCCACGUAUCUGUCCUUGGAGAAACCUUCACAGAUGUCCCAGGUAUAUUUUCAGAGUCCAAAAAGGCAUUGGGAUCUUCUCUCUUACACUGGGGCUACUUACCCAGCAAAGAUGAGUAUUUCCAAGUACUAUGCACGGCUGAUGUUGUCAUCUCAACAGCUAAGCAUGAAUUCUUUGGAGUGGCAAUGUUGGAAGCUGUGUAUUGUGGUUGUUACCCACUCUGUCCCAAAGAUUUGGUUUAUCCCGAAAUAUUUCCAGCUGAAUAUCUGUAUUCUACACCUGAACAGCUUUCAAAAAGGCUCCAGAAUUUCUGCAAGAGACCAGAUAUUGUAAGAAAACAUCUCUAUAAGGGUGAAAUAGCUCCUUUUUCUUGGGCAGCCCUACACGGUAAAUUCAGGUCUCUGCUUACAGCAGAACCUAGGGAAGAUUUGUGACAGAUGGGGCUAAGUCACAAACUUGCAGCCUAAGGCAGAAUCUGUAGAACUUUCCAGAGUGUGCCCAUAUUUACCUGAUCAGAGAGAAAAGAAAAUCUGCAGAGGAAGCUGAGCCUGGCUGCUUGUCAUAGCUGACACAGAGCCAUCUGCCACAAACCUGUGGCAGCUUCAGAUCUCCAAUCCCUGCCACCACCCCAACUCAAAUUAAAUACAGAUUCCUAGAGACGUUAUGAUGGUUACACAUGUCCUCGGCAUCACAUGGAGGAGACUGUUCAAAAAAAAUAUGUGGCCUGUUGUAUAACCGCACUCAUGUAUCCCAUAUGUGGUGCCACAUUGAAUUUCCGGUUGAAUCCGUUUUUAUCCUUUGUACUGGAUGACAUGGUGCCUGAAUUCUUUCUUUUUGCCGACACGAUGGCAGCGAAACUACAGCUUCAAACACUCUCACUUGGCUGGGUUUCUACCUAGGUUGCCAGGUUAUCAUCGGAGCCUUCUUGUGUCCUCAAAGGGCCACAGGGUCUGAAAGGAGGCUCAGAAUGCUACCAACUAAUUGGGCAGCCAUCUCAGAAAUGUUUGUGGGCAAAGGUCUGCUGUAGCACUUUUCUUUUAGCAAAUUAAUGACUCCCUGGCACAGGGGUUUUUAAGUGAAGGUAUUAAUAAGGGGUCUGGCAGGUAUUCCCAUGAUUCACAGAGUUACAUUUGCAUUUAAUUUAUCUUAAAGAAUAGUUGCAAGAUAAACAGCUGUAAUUCAGACAAACAUGGGAAAUACACUAAGUGGGGCCAUCUCAUCCAUAAAAUGAACACUGAGAUACUUGUUUUAAUUUUUUUCCAGGGAUAAAAAUAGGGAAAUUAAAAUACUUCUAACAAAACCAGUCAUUUUGAUAUAAAUAUCCAUCAAAAGUAUUUGCAUCCAGCUACAAAUAUAAUCUUUUCAAGAUAAAUCACUUAUGAUUCCAAUAGUCAAGCUGCUCUAUUUGUUGAUGUCAAGAUGUUUUGAAUGGCUAGAUUGUAAAAUAAAUUUUUAAUAAAGUGCCCACUGCAAUUUUUAA
Lipotes vexillifer (Yangtze River dolphin) is the source of this 2560-nucleotide messenger RNA. It is a transcript of the gene QTMAN, whose product is annotated as queuosine-tRNA mannosyltransferase. Gene Ontology annotation, molecular function: glycosyltransferase activity. The transcript is spliced from 11 exons. Bases 159 to 1514 code for a protein of 451 amino acids. Lineage: Eukaryota; Metazoa; Chordata; Mammalia; Artiodactyla; Lipotidae. The record is from RefSeq and is a predicted model, not a curated record.